CUACAUUCAGGACUACUUCGGCACCAUCCUCGCCUCAAACGCAGCCUCAAGAACCAACCCCGGCGCAAGAAGCCCCAUCACGCUUCGCCGCCGGGGAUGCCAGAACAUCUGCCCCUUCAUCACCGGCUCAGAAGCCCCCUGCUCCUUCUUCCUCACUGCCAAGUUCUCCAAUCCCAAAGGCUACAGUUAUAACCACCUCAUCAGUUCCAACUUCACCGUCUCGCAAACCAAGCACUUCUUAUUCUCCUCCUCAUGAGUCUCCAAAAACAAUCAAGCAACCUGUUCAGAGCCCAAUGCAAUCCCCAAAGUACAAACCAUAUGCUCCACCACCCUCUCCUCUUACCCUGCCACCUUCUCAGCUGAAGAUAGAGCCUAAGAUCCCCGUGGAGGCAGAGCCCAAAACCGUUCUCGUUCAGAGCACCGUUGAGAAGCCUCGCCAGUGGAACAACGGCAACAACGAUUUCCACAGGGAAACAACCCACCAUGGAAAACACGGCCAUGAAUCCAGAGAGAAAAGCAUUCAUAAGAAGGUUUCAGAUUCAGAGGACUCUGGGAUGAAGGUCAUAACAAUUGCAGGGGAAAACAGAGGAGCAUACAUGGAACUUGUCCAAUCCCAGAAGAAGCAUGAACCUAGCUAUCUUCACAAGAAGGGCAUUGUUACAGAUCACGGCAGCGAAUGGGAGAGCUCGAGCGGCGGAGAAGGUAGCUCAAAGCAGAAGCAUAAGAAUGGAAAAGGAAGAGGAACUUCUUCGUUCCCAAUGGCUGCUUACAUGAACAGCAAUGUGCAGUGUGUCAACAACUCUCUUCUUUAUAACACUUCUUGCUCCCACCAUGACCCGGGUGUGCGCCUUUCACUCUCCAAGAAACCCUUUGGCGACGGUUACCAUAUCAAGGAACAUCUUGAAGGCCCCUCCGUUUAAUGCUUCUUAAUAAUAUUAAUAAUCAUAAUCAUAAUAAUAAUUUCAGUGGUCAAAGGGAUAGUAUGCAUUCAAGAUUCUAUAAUAAAAUGUUAUGGGUAAUAUAUAAUUACAGAUUGCAUUCAAGGGGUAAUUAAAUUGGUUAGUUUUUGUAUGAUUAUGGAAGAGGGCUAUAUCGGAUUAUGUAAUGUUUGUGAGUCCAUUGUUAUUUGUUCACUGGGAUGGUCAUGUAAUCUUCAUAAUGUUCUCAUGUCAAAGGAAAAAAAAAUGUGUUUUUCUUCGUCUAAUGGAACUUUAUUCUUGACC
This is a messenger RNA of Arachis ipaensis, 1223 nucleotides long. Its product is annotated as serine/arginine repetitive matrix protein. NCBI's taxonomy places the organism in Eukaryota, Viridiplantae, Streptophyta, Magnoliopsida, Fabales, Fabaceae. The record is from RefSeq and is a predicted model, not a curated record.